Amoebophrya sp. A120 is the source of this 6937-nucleotide messenger RNA. Lineage: Eukaryota; Dinophyceae; Syndiniales; Amoebophryaceae. The record is from the annotation of a GenBank genome assembly.
CACGGAUAGUUUUAUGACAGUAGUCUUCAUUCCGCUUUUGUUGUGCCGUCUUUUCGUCCAGUGUUUAUUCAUCGUCGCAACACAAGCGCGGCAUGUAUUCGCAUUCCUGAUGUGUUGAAUGCCCAAGAGCAACGCCGUGUUUCGCGGACGCGGGCGUGAAGAUGAUGCGCUUCAGCAGCUCCGGCCAUGUAGUUGCUAGCCAUGUGAGACGAGUCACUUCUCUGUCCGCCGCCUUCUCCUGCUGUUCGACGAACUGACCUUCAACACCCCUGCUCCGCAAAAAUCCGUCGACGGACUUCUCACGUCCCGACCUCAGGACUUCUAGGACCAAAGCCAAACCACACCCGAGCGAAAAAAUGAGCAAAACCAUCACGAUUUUCCUGAAACUCCCCCACUUCGACGAGCAGAUAUGCCGGGAGCUGGAAUUGCCGCAGACCAUCCAACAACUAAAAAAACAGCUCGACGUCGUAUAACCUGCUCAGGUGUUACAGUCUCAAACGCUACAACAGAAUAUGGAAAUCUGUGAUGCGAGAAGUGCAUUAUCUAGCCAACUCUCAUAGGAUUGCGCAUGACAAGUUCCGCAGUCCCAUCCCGCACUACAAUCUGGCGAAAUUUGUAUUGCAGAAAGUGGAGUGCUGUCCCAGUCUGUCAUGCUGCUCAUCAUGCAAUACAAAAUCCAGGCUCUAGUGUAACGUUUGAGACUGUAACGCUUGAGCAGGUCAUACGUCGGUACUGGGCAGGAAUUGGUGGUGUCCCAUCCCAAAUUCCCCGAGCAGUUUUCCUUGGUCGAGGCAGUGAAGCAGUUGUAUGACGGAUGCAACAUCAAGCUCAUCGUGCCGUAUCCUGAGUAAAAACGUCCCCACACCAGGGUCAAGAUGCGAAAUCUGCUACACAAAUCCACCGGCGUUGGUUGUUUCGCAUGACAAAUUUAUCUUCGUAUUGUAAUCCUGUUUCGCUAGUUCAGAGGCAUCAGAGAUCCAGCAUAACAUGUUGAUUCUAGCAUCACAAAUUCCCAAAUAUGAAUAAAAAACGCUUCUCAUGGGGCUCCGCAUGAGAAACGUUUUUGGCAUGCGCAUUUGCGUGAUAACUCUGGGGUGGCGACGUUUUUACUCAGAAUAUGUCGAAAAGAAGGCUUUUCGUGAAGGAAAUCCUCGCUAGAACUGCGGUAUCAAAUGUAAAAAUGUCUGGGUCUGGAAGAAUGCAAGUUUGUCAUGCUUGUCUGGCACGACUCUUAAAUCUGUCAUGCACAUUAACAAAGAGCCCCACUUUUCUGUCAUGCAGAAACGUAGUUUGUCAUGCAGAAUAGGCAACACCUAGAAGCUCAGAAACUUGUCAUGCUGAGCCAGCAAUUGUGGCCUCCUCAUGAUAUGCCACACAGCAUCACAAGUUUCCAGACCCAGACAUUUUUACAUUUGAUAUGCGGAGCAGCAGGUGGGUAGUAGUACAACAACGACAUUGUCGGACGAAAUGUUCGCAGAAGCAGCUGCCUCUGCCAAUACUACAACAUCGUCUUUCACGCCGGUCGUCUGGUACCCCGGAGCCACGGUAGACGACAUCGAGCGCGCCGUUUUCACCGCUCUGGGCUACAACGACAGCAUAUCAAACGCAAACAUGUCUGGGUCUGGAAAAAUGCAGAUUUCUGUCAUGGUGUUUUUGCAUGACACAGAAGGUCUGUCAUGGAAGCCCUAGCAUGAUCACAGAUUUCGAAAACGUUCCGCAAUGCUUAAUCCGCAUGACAAAUCCCCCUGGUUGGUGACAGAAAAUGGGAACCUUUUGCUGCCUAAUAUGCAUGAGAGAUUCGCGCGUGUUGUGGAGGCCGCAUCACAAAUUCGGAUCCUUCCAGACCCAGACACUUUUGCAGUUGAUACAGCAACAAAUUCAUCGCAAACAGCGAAUACAAAUUCUACGCCGCGGAGGGAGAUAGAGAGGUGCUGAGUUUAUCGACCUCUUUGCCACAGGACACGAAGAUUCUGCUGCGAAUUUUGAAGUCCAAUUUGGAAGUAUAUCAAAGAAAAAAACGUUGUUAGUGUAAAUUUGUGAUGCGCAACAUGCAAAUUGCUUGAGCCUGUCAUGCUGUGCCUGCAUUGUAGGGGUCAUUCAACGGAGUUUUCCCGUACUAGCUGCGCAUGACAGGUUUUUGCUGUCAUGCAAGAGAUAUUUGUCAUGCUAAUCCUCCAAGAAAGUUACACCUACAAUCUUUUUUUCCUGGAUAAAGUACAUCACAGUACUUCCAGUAGACCAGGACUACAGGCUCGCUCUAGCGCCGCUAGUCCUGGGCAGCUGCAAGCAGCAACGCAACUGCAUCAGCAAAUAAAAUCAGGACCAGCAGGAACAGCUUCUUCCCUGUAUCAACAGCAGCAGCUGCAUGCGAGUGGGAGGUCGUCGCCGAAAGGGAGUGGUGGAGGAGCAGCAGCUGGACUGGGUUCAUCCUCCUCACCCGCGACGGGAGCAGAAAGUAACCGGUACAGUCGUGACUUCAAUCGCACAAUAAAUCCAAACCAAGCUUCAAACCGCUUUCCGCAACCGGGAACCACCGUUGCUGCUUCGUCCUCUGGUACUGGAAGAAAAUCUCUCCGAGCGUCGCGAGGAGAACAAAACGCUUUCAGGCCGGCAUCGCGGACAGCACACAACAAUAAAUCGCUUGCAUCCAGUACUUAUGAACUGCAAAAGCAUCUUCGUACUAGUAGUGAUUGCAAUACAAAUUUCCUCAGCACUAGAAACGGAAUUUGUAAUGCGGAUUUGUCUCCACCUCCUUAACAUCUGGAUUUGUAAUGCAUAACUGCAAUUAGUACGAGUGCGAUACUUUUGCAUUGCAUAGCACUAGCGGCGCCGGAGGACCUCCGCCAGUGGCUACUUCUUUUUCUGCGGAUGGUGGGUAUAUCAAAUGCAAGUAUGUCUGGGUCUGGAAACUUGUAAUGCUGAGUGACUUAGCCUGUGGAGGCCACAAAUGAUGGCUCAGCAUGACAAGUUUCUGAGCUUCUAAGUGUUGCGUAUUCUGCAUGACAAACUGCGUUUCUGCAUCACAGAAAAAGAGGGCGUUUGGGUAACGUGCAUGACAGACUUAAGAGUCUUGCUAGCCUAGCAUGACAAACCUUGCACCUUUCCAGACCCAGACAUAUUUGCAGUGCAUAGGGUAUAACUCUGGGCAAAGCAGGAGGCAGAACAGCAAGUCUGCCAUGCUAAAGGCGAGGAGCAUAUCGAAGCUGGACACUUUGAAGGACUAUCAACUGCAAAUAUGUCUUGGUCUGGAAGAUUGCGAGAUUUGUCAUGCUGAUCUGGCAUGGCCCUUAAAUCUGUAUUGCCUGGCCACAAACAGCCUCUCUCGCCUGUCAUGCAAAAACGCAGUUUCUCAUGCGGAAUGCGCAGCACGAAGCACGAAGCAACUUGUCAUGCUUGGCGGCGCAUUACAGUGCAUUUGUUUUUGUUAUUGACUGACUUGCAUCACAAGUUUCCAGACCCAGACAUAUUUGCAUUUGAUAAGGACGGGUCAACGCCGCUACGGGUUUCUGACAGUGACGAGAAUUGUGUCCACAUACUGCAAGGCCACACGGGAUUCGUGCUGAGCUUAUGUACUUGCACCACAUUUUUUAUUUCAGAAUCCCAUGGAUGGUGGUUGCAGUUUUUCACAUGCAAGAACAUCAAAGCUGCUUUCGUUUCUGAUACGGUGCAGCUGGCCAGGCACAACACUCCAGUCUCCAACAAAAAAAAAAACAGGUGUCGUUGGGGACGUGCUUUUCACUGGGUCACAGGAUUCCACCAUCAUGAUCUUAUCAAAUGCAAAUAUGUCUGGGUCUGGAAACUUGUGAUGCAAGCCAGGGAAUAAAAACGAUCGCACUAUAUUACGUGGCCAAGCAUUACAAAUUUUUGAGCUGCUAUGCGUAGCGUAUUCCACAUGCCAGACUGCGCUUUCGCAUCACAGACAAAACGAUCUUUUUGCACCUACGCAUGACAGGGCUCCGAGUCAUGCCAGACAAGCAUGACAGGUGUUGCGAUGUUCCAGACCCAGACAUAUUCGCAAUGCAUAGAUCUGGGAUUUAAACAAUCUGCAGUACAUCGGCACGCUUCCAUAUCGUACGAAAAAAGUGUUUCACUGUAACGAUUUUGCAGGUUUUGCAUCACAAAUGUGUUCUACAUGACAGAAAAAGUUUGCCAUGCAAGGGUCCCAAGAGAAAACACAGCUGAAAAUCCACUGUCUCGCAUGUGUAGCUGCAAGGCAAACACUUGUGAGAUGCAUUUUCUGCAUUACAAGUUUACAGUGAAAUAACAGUUUUUUCUGUUGAUAUUCCGGGUCACCGCGGGUUCGUCAAGUGCCUGGAUUCGAGUUACGCGAAAAAGGUGUUGAUCAGCGGUAGUAGUGACAAAACGCUGAAUAUCCUAUGUAAAAACGUCUCCACCCCAGAGUCAAGACGGGGAUCUCGCAACACAAAUCGAGAAGUUUUGGGAGUCGAGCCUGACAAGUUCGUCUCUCUAUUGUAGUGCAGUUUAGCAAGUACAGCCGCAACACAAAUUCCUCUACGCUUCUUGUUUACAGCAUUACAAAGGCCAAAUCGCGAUUGGAAAUGCCUCUCAUGGGGAGGCGCAUUACAAAUCUUCCUGUAACUGCAAAUCUGAAUGACAACAAUGGGUAGGGGACGUGUUUACUUGGUAUACUGAAGGUGUGGAGUUUGGAAACGUUUAGCUGUCAAAAGACGCUGAGCGGGCAACACACGGAUGAGGUGCACUGUGUGAAGGUCUUGGAUACGAUCUUCAUCAGUGGGAGCGAAGACAAGUAUUAAAUUGGUUUUAGUGUCGUGUAGGUGAUAAUCAUGACUUUUAUUUUCCUACUUUUGGUUUUGACUACUUUCGUCAUUGGCGAUUAGGUGCAGAAGUCCGCUGCAGUAUAGUGUACUGGCACGUAGACGUACUGCAGAAGUAGUUUGUUAUGACUUGAAUAAUAGAUUAAAAAAUGUGAGAGUGAGAUAAUGAAACAGGACGAUGCGCGUGUGGGACUUGGUAACAUACGAGGCGUUGCUGGUAGUCGAGAAUGCGCAUACCAGCGGAAUAUUCUCCAUUCAGCAGCUUGCGCCGAACAUUUUGAUGACUGGGGGAAGGGAUCGGACGGUAUUGUUUUAUUUUCGCAGUGGCAGUUGCAUAAUCAAUUACGAUUUUCCCGAUUUUUGCAUUUUCGAUCUGAUCUCCUCGUAGUUUGUCUGUGCCAUGCGAUUCGGUCGUUUUUCAAAACGAAUCUUCUUUGUGAUGGAAAAUUCUCAUAUGACGAGACGAAAAAAUCAACAGAUCAAGCUCUGGAACACGGCGGACAAGUGGUCUUUGCUGAAACCGCUGCUGCCACCUCACUACGAUGGAGUGACCUCUCUUGCCGUGUCGAGGAAGUUGAAGAAAAUGUACUCCGUCUCCUAUGAGAGUACACAAGAACUCCCCCUCAUUUGUCAUGCAAAGUACCAAGUCCGCCCUUUGCUUCUUGGUUGCACUUUUCGCAUGACAAGUUCUGGAAGCCCAAGAAGCACUUACAAUUCUGGGCAGGAAAUUUGUCAUGCAAAACCUGCAUGCCUGCCGACGCUUGUAUUGCUGUUUGUGCCAUACAAAUCAGGACGAGGAGCGGGACUUGUGCGCUCUCAUAUCUCCCGGGAUCGGUCGAUUAAGCAAUGGAACGUGAACAGUUUGGAGAACGAAUCGCAGCAGUUGCACAUUUAUGAACCGCAAAUAAAGUAUCGCACUCGUAUAAAUGCAUUACAAAUUUCCUCACCGUGAGAAAUACAAUUUGUAAUGCGGAUCUGCCUUAAGAUAGUGCAGAUUUCGCUUAAGAAAAAGAUUUGCAAUGCGUGCUGGCAAUACGAGUGCGAUAGUACGUUUGCAGUUCAUAACAUUCACGCAGACUGGAUUACCUGCUGCUGCAUGGACCCGGAAGAAGAAAGGUUGAUAACGGGUUCGAAGGACUGUGUGGUCAAGGUAUAUAUAGACGUUUCUAUCAUGCUGGUUAGGUUUUUCGCAUGACAAUUAAAACUUUGUCUUGCAGAACUCCACCUCCACUCUAUUGAUGCAACUUUGCCAUGGGCAGAAACUUUACUAUACCCAGGUGUGGAACGCCGAGAACCUGCAGUGUCUGGAUGCUUUUGUGGGCCACCGCGGACCGGUCUCAUCCGUGCUGUGCAUGCGAGACUACCUCUUUUCCGGGUCUCACGAUAGGACGGUGCGGGUUUGGCGCAUGAGCGAUCGGGCCGUGGACGUGAGUGCCGGGGGGCUGGUGCCGCAGGGGGUGUAGGAAGCGCGACGUCUUCGGCUGUUGUAACAUUUGUCGUACAGUAUAGAAGUAUUUUCUUGGUCGUAGAUGAAGUAGAAUGCAAAAAUGAGUACUUGGAUUGAUCGCCGACGCAGAACCGUUGAGGGUGAAUUAUUCAUUAGCUGUCUCAGCUACGCGCAUGAAAGAGAUUUUGCCAAAAAAACCAGCACGCUCGUAAAAUAAAUUUGUAUUUUUUGACCUGGGCAGCACGACCUGCCUUCUAUUUUUGCGUUUCGCGAGUAACUGUUGAUGUUGAAUACUUUGACUUUCUUGAUUAAAUAGCAUAACUGUCAUCCUAUACAAAAAUUUUAGGCCUAGUAGUCUCGGCCUAGAAAAAUCACGCCGAGGAAUCAGUGCCUCUCGGCGGCCGAGGGGCACGGGCGCUGAUCACAGCAUCAUACAUAUGAAGUUGCGCAACGGCAAAAAUCGAUAGCAGUAACGAUGCGCAAAUACGUAUCACCUUACCACGUCGUGACACGAAAAUCUGAAGACCUUCGUGCGCUCGUAGUAAUCACAGGUCGUCGAGAAUCAACGGGGCCAACAAGGCUGGAUGAAUCCUGGAUCAAACAAAGUUGUCUGAGCCUCAACCAUGCCCGAUUACACGCGUAGCUGGAGGAAGACGCAAAAAACCAAAUCCAGCGAAGAUGAGCAGCUGUUGAU